AUGAACGCCAUUAGUACGAUAUUUCUUCUUAUCGUAGCAUCGAUUUGUCAUGGAAAACCAAUUUCAAAACGUCAAUGUGUGAAAGAUACAAUUGAUUUUGCAACUAAAGUAGAAAACUCAUCCGUUGUCGUUUAUGGAAAAGCAAACGGAAUAAAAUUAGAAAAAAAUAAUCGACUAAUAUUUAAUGUUACAUUUGAAGUUGAUUGUAUUUUGAAAGGCUCACGUGUACCAAGGUAUAUUACUAUUACACAAGCUGGUAUUAUCGAAAAUAAAACAAGUUGUCAAGUGUUUCCUCUUGAUUGGGGUAACAUAAUUGCUUUUCUUGAACAAGAUUCGUUAAAUGAUUCCACUGUAUUCACUCCAACCGAUUUUACUGAGGUACUUUUCGACGAUGAUUCAACACGUGAUGCAUUAGCUAAUACAUGUAAUCUCAAACAAUUGGUGCCAGUUGAAGAAUCAUCAAAUAGUGAUGCAUGUCCUGCUGUUUCGACUAAUCCUAUAUGUGCUCCAACUACAAACAAAAAUUACAUUGAUCUAAAUGGUGGUUCAGGUUUAUCACCCACCGUUAUUCCAGGUGGAUCACAGCUUAGCAUUGAUAAUAUUCGAAGUAAAUCUUUAUCAACUCAAAUCGAUGUUGAUACAAAAACAAAUGGAGCUAAUUUGAUAAAUAUUAGUAUUCUUCUUCUCUUUUUGUCGAUCUCUUUUGUUCGAUCGAAUUAA
Messenger RNA from Rotaria socialis, 720 nucleotides. NCBI's taxonomy places the organism in Eukaryota, Metazoa, Rotifera, Eurotatoria, Philodinida, Philodinidae. The record is from the annotation of a GenBank genome assembly.